CGCGGGAGGAGGCAUGGCGUUCCGGCAGGCUCUGCAGCUAGCGGCCUGCGGGCUGGCAGGAGGCUCGGCCGCCGUGCUCUUCUCGGCAGUAGCGGUGGGCAAGCCGCGGGGGGGCGGGGACGCAGAGCAGCGCGGGGGCGAGCCGCCGGCCUGGGCUGCGCGGCCGAAGCCCGGAGUCUGGGACCCCAACUGGGACAGGCGAGAACCACUUUCUCUAAUCAACCUCAGAAAGAGAAAUGUGGAAUCUGGAGAAGAAGAACUAGCAUCCAGGCUGGACCACUACAAAGCCAAGGCCACAAGGCACAUUUUCCUCAUCAGGCAUUCCCAGUAUCAUGUGGAUGGCUCCGUGGAAAAGGACCGAACUCUAACCCCACUGGGCCGGGAACAGGCUGAACUUACGGGACUCCGACUUGCAAGCUUGGGGUUGAGGUUUAAUAAGAUUGUCCAUUCCUCCAUGACACGUGCUGUUGAGACCACGGACAUCAUCAGCAAGCACCUGCCAGGUGUCUGUAGAGUCAGCACAGACCUGCUUCGGGAAGGUGCCCCCAUUGAGCCUGACCCACCUGUGUCUCAUUGGAAGCCAGAUGCUGUGCAGUAUUAUGAAGAUGGAGCCCGGAUUGAGGCUGCUUUCCGGAACUAUAUCCACAGGGCAGAUGCCAAGCAAGAAGAGGAUAGCUAUGAAAUCUUCAUAUGUCAUGCCAAUGUCAUUCGCUACAUUGUGUGCAGAGCCCUACAGUUUCCUCCAGAAGGUUGGCUCCGACUCUCACUCAACAAUGGCAGCAUCACUCACCUGGUGAUUCGACCCAAUGGUCGUGUUGCUCUCAGAGCCCUUGGAGACACAGGAUUCAUGCCCCCUGAGAAGAUCACCCGGUCCUGAGACUACCAGUGAGAUCUUUUUCAAGUGGCAUCCUGACUCCAGCCUUCCUUUCCCUGUCCAGGCAGCACUCCAGUGUCAUUUUGUGUUUCAAGGAAGAGGCUGGCAGGAAAGUAUACAAAUGUCUUAUGUUGUAUUUGGGUGCUUAUUUUUGGCCCAAGCUAAAAAGGGAAACCAUUAUGGCUAGUGGCUUCUCUAUGUGCCCUCUCCAGAGCAACCCUGUGGGGUAUGGGGCAAAAAAUUCUCAGGCAAAAGGCAGGCUUGUUCUGGGGACUGAACUUGGCUUUAUUGUGAUUUGCACUAAGGUCCUGACCACAGUUGCCCAACAAUCCCCAGUCCCCAUUGAGACAAGAUGAUGAGGUUUUGUUCCCAGCUCAUUUUGCUCAUUUCUGAAAACUUGUCAUUUAAAUACUUUCGAGAUUUUCUUCACUUGGAGUCUUGCUUUAAAAGGCAGUUUCUCAGUCCAGAGUAAAACAUUUUAAUACUUGGGUUUGAACAAGAAGUAUCUAUGUGCAGGUAGACCUGAGCCUUGGGGGAAGGAAUAAAGAUGUGGAGAAGCUUGUGGCCUGCUCCUUUGAGAGGUAGAAGGUAGAUAACAGUCUUGUUUUCUGGAGCCAAUAAAAUAUCUUGGCCUGGCUGGAACAUAGUGACUUAUACUGUAAUCCUAGUACUUGGGAAGACUGAGGCAAGAGGAUCUUGAAGUUAGUCUGGACUGUACAAUGAGGCCGUCUCAAACAGAAGUACCCAGGACUGAACUUGCCACUGGCUUCUGUUAAUGUUUGGGUGUGUGGGUUAAAAUACUUAGAAAUGACAAAUAUUUAGAAAUGACAAGUUUACCCCAAAUAUUAAAGAAAAAUUAUAUAAUUUCUUUCUAUAUGGUAGAAAUGCUCUCACAAGUGCAUUUUCUGUAAUCAGUACAAUGAAUUGGGAUAUUUGAUUGUUUUCUUUGUAAAUAACUAUGUAAUAAAGCUUGUGUUUUUGUUUUUU
This is a messenger RNA of Perognathus longimembris pacificus (Pacific pocket mouse), 1861 nucleotides long. It is a transcript of the gene Pgam5, whose product is annotated as PGAM family member 5, mitochondrial serine/threonine protein phosphatase. Gene Ontology annotation, cellular component: mitochondrion. Bases 14 to 877 code for a protein of 287 amino acids. Gene Ontology annotation, biological process: positive regulation of mitochondrial fission. The transcript is spliced from 6 exons. Lineage: Eukaryota; Metazoa; Chordata; Mammalia; Rodentia; Heteromyidae. The record is from RefSeq and is a predicted model, not a curated record.